This is a messenger RNA of Lymnaea stagnalis (great pond snail), 3859 nucleotides long. The record is from the annotation of a GenBank genome assembly. Lineage: Eukaryota; Metazoa; Mollusca; Gastropoda; Lymnaeidae.
AGAUUUUUUAGAAAAAUGUCUUCCAGGACACAAGAUCUCCAAUAUUACAGAAUGGACUACCCGAAACGUGGCACAGCAGUAAUCAUCAACAACGAGACAUUCUUACGUUGUGAUCUCUCCGAUAGAGACGGGUCCGAAGUCGAUGCCGAGAGAAUGGAGAGGCUGUUCAAGUCCAUGGGCUUUGAAAAAAUACUGCGGAGGGAUAACCUGACAGCAGAUGAGAUAAGGAGAGAGCUUGAUGAAGGUAAGACCUGGCGUCUGUAACAAACAUGUUGGCCUGGAAUAGUCUUUGAAGUGACGCCACAAGAAUUCAUUACCUGAAAAAGUUACCCGGUAUUAUUAUUACAGCGGUCUUAUAUAGCGCGGUACCAUAGACUAGAGCUGGGCUCACCGCGCUGCAUAAAUUACCUAUGUGUAACCAGUAAAUCAAUAUCUUAACUAUUGUCGAAGCAAGAUGCUAAGUCUUAGUAUGUGGAGCUAAGGGCAAUACAGAGGCGUAGCGAGGGGAGGGCAGGGGGGCAGAUGUCCCCGGGCGCCAGCUAGUUAGGGGCGCCAAAAUGUGCUUUGAUAUUAUUUUAUUGAUCAAAAUAAUGGGCUUGAGAGUUGAAAAAAAAGAAAAAGGGGCGCUUUAAAAUGGAUCUUGUCCCCGGGAGCGAAUCUUGUCCCCGGGCGCCAAAUACCAUCGGUACGCCUCUGGGGCAAUAAGGGUUAUUUCCAUUUAAGGAAAAUACUUAAAAUAUUUAUUAUAUAUUUAUUGAAACACUAUGUUCAUUAUCCUUUAAAAAUUAGAGUUUAUCUAAUUUUAAUAAAUCAGAGGUUCUCAAAAUUACUAAUGGCACCCCAUGAGUUUAUCAAACUGCCAAUAGUGUAUCAAAAUGGUUAAGUUUAAGAACCACUUAUGAGGGGGGAAAAAUAACAGUUAACAGAGUGAACCUGUUUCUCGUGACAGUGUCAAGAGAAGACCAUUCCGAAAGCAGUUGCUUUGUGUGUGUGCUACUCUCCCAUGGUGAUCACGAGUACGUCUACGGGACAGAUGAGGGGAUAGAAGUCAGCGAGAUCUUCCAGCCUUUCAGGGGAAACAACUGUAGGUCACUCGUCGGAAAACCAAAGCUGUUUUUUAUACAGGUAGGCUAACACUUCAAAACACAAAGUUUCCAUUCUCGUUUUAACCGUUGAUAGUAUCGUUUUAACCGUUAAUAGUAUCGUUUUAACCAAAGCAAUUUAUUAAUUAAUAUGUAAAACCGUUUAAAAAUUUGUUUGUAGAGCGUUUUUAAAAUCAAAGUUCAGAUAUUUAAAAAAUACUUUAAGAAAAUAUAUAUUAAACACCGGUAUUUAAAUUUAAUAUGAGGCGCUGGGUCCUUAUUUCUAAUUCUCAUUUGGCUUCUUUUGCUCAAUCAUUUCUGGAAAAUCACAUUUUUUUUUUUUUUUUUUUUUUUUUUUGCCGAUGCAUCCACAAGAUGGCGGAUACAUCAGUCCAACCCGACAUUAAUUUGUUUAAGUUUAAGCAGUAGGCUAACCAAUUUUCUUUUAAAAUGGAACAUUUAUCCAAAAACUUUAAAGUUUAUUAAAACAGCUAGAAAGCCAGAUGAAUAUACUUUUUCAACGCUCUACUCUACACUGUACCUUAUUUUGUAUUUGUCCAAUUAAUGUUUGUUCAGGCCUGCAGGGGAGAAUUAGAUGAUGAUGGCGCGGAUGUGGUCGAUGCUGCUAUUAUGGAACCACGCGAUACCGUCGUCAGAAGAAUACCAUCAGAUGCUGACUUCUUCAUCGCGUACUCCGUUGUUCAAGGUAGACUACUGUAAUUAAUCUGGGUGGGAUACUGCAACGCAUAAUUUAUAUUAGUACUACCUAGUACUAGUACCGGUACCUAUCGUUCGUAAAUUACGUCACGUUCAGGGGGGAGGGGGUCGAGAAUUUGUGACACUUUGGGACAGGGGAAAGGGAAGUCAAAAAUUUGUUACGUCACGUUUUUUUUUGGUCUUUAAAAAAAAAAUCUAAAAUUUCCUAAUUUAAAAACAAAAUAUUUAUUCAAUUAUUUUUUUUUAAACUUUGCCUCGGGUGUUAUUAUAGGUACCCGAUACUAUGAAACUCAGUUUUCUAAUAAUACUAAUACUAUAUCAUAAUCCAUUAUGGGGAAAAUUUUAAAGUUAAAGAAUAAAAUAAAAUCUUAGUUUAUGAUUAUGGUAUGUAUGUUUUGAUUUUUUUUAAUGUGUAACAUGACACUGGGGGCGGGGAGGGUUAAAAGAAUCUGUGACACUUCGUGACAGGGGGAGGGGGUGUCUAAAAAAGUUCAUUUUUAGCGUGACGUAGUUUACCAAAGAUUCCUAUAUAGAUUAUUUAUACUCAAUACGGAUACCGGUACUAAGUGUAUGGUACCGGGUAAUUAUAAACUAAUAUUUUGAUUAUAAAUAUGAUAAUUGGAGAAGUAUGAGCUCGUUUUAUGUUCUUCAAGGGUUGAAUAUUUCUCCUUCCCUCUAUGAUGUAGGUUACGCCUCAUGGCGACACACAGAGCUCGGGUCAUGGUUCAUCCAAGCUGUCGUCAAAAUCUUCCAAGAAAACUGGAGACGCCUUGACCUACUGACCAUGAUGACGCGGGUCAACAGAAUGGUGGCCUAUGAGUUCGAGUCCAACACCGGGGAUGCCAAAUCUCAUCGAAAAAAGCAAAUGCCUUGCGUGACGUCAAUGCUGACUAAAGACGUUUAUUUUCUAGCUUAAGUUAAUGAAUGUUAUUUAGUCAGCUUAUUAAAAUACCAUAGGUGUAAAUUUGUACAUACCGUUAAACUAUUUCGUUCGAUCUCAUGUCAAGAUAAAAAUUAAAAUUAGUAUUAAAGAAUUCGCUAGUAACUUUGUUGAGGGCAAUCAGUUACCGUAUUGGAUGUUUAUAUUACAAUAAUCACAUCAAUUAUCAUUGACGGCUGUUUUUUUUUUUUUUUUUCUUCUGAGAAAUGUGAGGCCCCUUCACUUUUUGUGACUUCCACCAUAAUUGAAUAAUGUUACUUGUUCCUCCAAUUUUUUUAUUCUAAAACCAAUAACUUUGUUGAGGGCAAUCAGUUACCGUAUUGGAUGUUUAUAUUACAAUAAUCACAUCAGUUAUCAUUGACGGCUGUUUUUUUUUUUUUUUUCUUCUGAGAAAUGUGAGGCCCCUUCACUUUUAGUGACUUCCACCAUAAUUGAAUAAUGUUACUUGUUCCUCCAAUUUGUCUAUGCUAAAACCAACAUAAGUAAUGAAGCCAGGGGGGCAUUUAUUGCAAUGGCUGACGUACGGUACCCGACAUCAAAGUUAAUCUGGCGCUGCUGAUAUAUCCAAGUUAACAUGGUAUGGCUGAAGUUUCCAUGUUAAUAUGGUUGGGAGUCUCCAAAGUGACCUAAAAUGGCUGAACUCUCCACUAGCGUGGCUUAAACGUGGGCACCUCACGUUGGAAGCUGAAGGGUUUUUUAAUCUUCUCAUUAGAAUGAGAUUCUGGGCGAUGACUGAAACAUUUUAGCUGCAUUCAUAUUAACUAUUACCUUACUGGGUUAUUGAAUUUUUUUUAUGCCUAUCGUAGGUUUAAAAGCGGUCUUAAAAUGUCCCAGCAUGAUUGAAUCAUUUGUUGUAGUGCAGGGCGCAUUUACUAUAACUAUUUUGUACUAUUAGAAGAAAUCUUCCUCCAUCCAAUCAAAUGUACAGACUGGCAAAAUGUACCUACCUUAUUUAUUUAUUGGCAUAGAAUUUCUGUAUUAUUUUAGCAGGAAUUAAAAAGCUUCAUAAACCCCAUCUUAAAGUUUGCAUUCUGAUCUCGCUGAAGCCUAGAAAUCCUGAACGAUUAUUUUUCUUCUUGUGUGUUUGGACAACUGACUAAUUUUUAUCAAUGUCUGUGAG